CCCAACUCAAAAGCUAUAUCGAUCAGAUUGAACAUUAACCGUACCGCUGCCGAACUUCAUUCAAGCAAGUAUAAUUGAAAACUGAUCGAUCGAUCGGAACAUUCAUUAACCGAUCUGACACCGUCUCCUUCCUUCUCCCCUUUCAAUUCACCAGCAGUAAUCAACCCACUCAACGGCGGCGCUUCUUCUCCAUCAGCCUGCAGUUAGUAAUCCUCCCGCUACUGUCUUCUUCCUCGUCAUUCCCCAUUAAAUCCGUGUUUUGUUGAGGAUUAGCUAUGAUAUUUGAUGAAGAACAAUAAACAAACUAUGCAAAGUAAACCAAAAAACAGAGCAAGCAACAACAAUGGCAAAGACAAGAAUAUAUGAGGUAUCUAAUACCUCCCCCUCAAAAUAAGUAUCUUAUCAUUAAUAUAAACUCAUUUACACUAAUGACUCACCUUGCAAAGCUUUAAGAACAAUCUCCCAAAGCAAAGAUUGAACCUUUACUUCAAUCUCUCACAAAUAUGCAAAUACAAAGACGAAGAACUCUUAUGAUGUGAACCCUAGUUUUACUCUCUUGUAUAUGCCUCUCCUUAUACCCUAAUGAUGUUCUAAGACUGUUCUAAGACUCCUUAUAUAGCUCUAAAACAAAUUAGAAUAACCUAGGACAAAAGGGCUUAAAGCCCACAAAAAACCGGAACAAAACAGAAACUGAUGCGCGAAGAGACCUGCUGUUCGCUUGGGUCGAGCUUCCUCGCUCACCUGGUUGAGCCACUGACCAGUAGCUGCUGUCUGUCUCUUCUUGCUUGGCUCGAUCGAGCCACUCAUGCUUGAUGGGUCGAGCAGCCUUCUAGAGGUCCCAAACCUCGUGCCUUGUCUCCACUAAGACACCCCAAAUCAUCACCAUCAAUCACUUCAUCGAGUGAACCAAACCUUACCACUCCAUAUCCCAUGGCACACCCACACCACUCUCAAGUGUGCAAGACAUGGCAUGAUCUAUGAGGUGCUCAAAGUCGUCAUCAAUAUUGUGGGAAUUGGCUCUUGAUUCAACAAGUUUAAAUCUGUUUGUUUAAAUCUGUGCUAUGGCUGAUCGAGAUAGGAAAAAGGCCUUAUUUCGUGCAAAACUGAACGAAAAACUACAAAAAACCCGCAUUGAUUCUCCGCUUGUCAGGUAUAAUGAGAAUGGUAAGCCUAUUUGUCGAGUUUGUGAUGUUGUCUUAAAAUUUGAUUCUGAUUGGAUUGCUCACCAAGCGUCUCGAAAGCAUCAUGAGGCAAUUAACAAUCUCAAAGCAAGUGCUUCUAGGAAAAUCACAGUGAAUGAGACUGAUAAAGAGAUUUCUAAGCUACAAAAGGAUGAAAAUUCAAAGUCCAAGGAUGAUAAGCCAAGAAUGUUGCCAAAUGUACAGAAUUCUAGACAAACAUCUGUGUUGCCAACAAAUUUCUUUGACCAUGGGGACUGUAAGAAACAGAAAGUUGUAUCUCCCGAAUUACAGCAAGAAGAUACCAGCGUGUCUGCAAUCCCACCUAAUUCUGUGAGAUCUAGUCAACAUGAAAUACGGCCAGCUAGAGUUGCUGAGGAUUUUAGUGCUGCAUCAGAAAAUAAACAGAGCAAGGGAGAAUUGCCUGAAGGUUUCUUCGAUAACAAAGAGGCUGAUCAACGUGCACGUGGUAUAGAACCUGUGAAGCCAGAUGUCAAGGAUGAGUAUAAGGAAUUUGAAAAAUUAAUCCAAGAGGACUUGGCCGAGGUGGAUAAUCGCCUUGAAGAAGAAGAGGUUGAUGCAGCUGAGCAGAUAGAGGAGGAAGAAAUUAUAGAGCAGAGGACGUACAGAAAUAGAGUGGAGGAACUAAAGAGAAAAAAAAUGGAACUUGUUGCAUCUUCGAAAGAAAAGAAAAAUUUUGAAGUUUCAGGAUCAAAGACCGAGCAGGAUAACAUGUCUAGUGAAGAUGAAGAUUAUGAGAGCUUUGCAGUUGAUUGGAGAGCACAACAUCUAUGAAAAUUAACAGUUUCCCUGUAAUGUUACUGAUCUUACCCAUUUUCUUUAUUAGUACUACUUUAGAGUGUUUUAUUGCACUUGCGAAAACUUCAAGGAGCUGCUUUGUAUGGCUUUUGUUAAUGCACUUCCGUUUGCAGGUUGAAGUAUUCAUCUGAACCUGAUGUCUUGUUCCUUGGUUUGUUGAGUUAGGGUCGGAUUAUGUUAAGCUGUGGAUCAUAUUCAUGGAAAUGAGAAGAAACAAUUUAGUAUAUGACACUAACUUGUACUUGUCCAAGGACUGAGGAUAGCCAAUUUUUAAUCAAAGAUAAAUAUGGAAAUAUUGGUUUAUGUUCUUGAUUGGAUAGUGGACAUCCAAUAUAGGAACAAUGUUUAGCUUCA
Molecule: messenger RNA, 2351 nt
Organism: Amaranthus tricolor (Joseph's coat)
Lineage: Eukaryota; Viridiplantae; Streptophyta; Magnoliopsida; Caryophyllales; Amaranthaceae
Product: protein ABA AND ROS SENSITIVE 1
Exons: 9
Coding region: 1062-1973 (303 amino acids)
Biological process (GO): nuclear DNA replication; mitotic DNA damage checkpoint signaling; mitotic DNA replication checkpoint signaling
Cellular component (GO): spliceosomal complex; nucleus
Molecular function (GO): zinc ion binding; nucleic acid binding
Source: RefSeq, a predicted model, not a curated record